GCGUCUCUGGUGUGGUGUGGUGUGGUGUGGUGUGGUGUGGCGUGGCGUGGUAGAAGGUAGUAGAUCGGUCCCGGGCGCUACCAUGGUGUCUGCGCUGAUGGCUUGGGUUUGGAUCUUUCUGACACUAGCCCAGCACAACAACGCAGAAAGCCACCGGUGCGCACGCGGGUGCUGGGCCGGCCAGGACGAGGUUUAUCACGGCAACCAGCAGCAGUUUGUGGCGGCUCCAGCGGACGGGACCGAGCGCAGUUUCCUGGCACCGGUUUGGCACUUUCUCCAAGGAAGUGAAAAAACUCCAGAGACGACAGAUUCCAACCAGCUACUGUAUCGCUGCAGUGAUGGAACACUUUACCUGCGCUUUUCACUCAUCCGAUACUCAAAUCUGCGUCUGGAAAAUGGGGUGCGGUUGAUGUCUCUGCCUGACGGCUGUCACAGCGCCGUUCAUAUUUACAAGUGGUGGCUGCUGGUGAAGCUUCCAUAUACUGGCUGCUACACAGCAACACAGACUGGAGAUGGAAAUGACCUCCGUCCGGUGAAACUGCAUUACUUCGACCAUCUGCUUCAGGAGAACAUGACGGGCAUGGCUGUCUGCGAGGAUCCAGUGAUGUCACCACUGGUGACUUGUAGAGCAACAAAUGUCACUGUGAAGCUGCCUCGUGAAACAAAACUGAAGGUGAAAGGGCUUGAUUUUGAAGGAUACCCAGUGAGACAAUGGGAGACCCCCAAUGCUUUGUUUGUACAGAUAUCAAAGUUACCGGACAAGGAUUCUGGCGUUGAACUGGUUUAUGUUGACUCUACUGGGAAACUGUGCACGAUGUUGGCAGCUUGUUCUCCUACGAUGCCAAAAGUUGGAAGGCAUCAUGUGAGGAGGUCUCUGGAGGAACCAGAUCUAUUCAACCUGUGGGGCUUCCCUGACAUUCCUGAUGACAUAUUUGAUCCAGAAUCAAUACAGACGACAACAACAACACAGACAACGGCCAGUUCACCAGGUGAUGAGGUCACAGCAGCAACAGAGGAAACUUUUGAACCAGAUCUAUUCAACCUGUGGGGCUUCCCUGACAUUCCUGAUGACAUAUUUGAUCCAGAAUCAAUACAGAUGACAACAACACAGACAACGGCCAGUUCAGCAACUGAGGUCACAGCAGCAACAGAGGAAUCUGAAUCAGAGUUUGAGCUGUGGGGAUUUGAAGAAAUUCCUGACGGGCCGUUCAAUGGAGUAGAUGUCGAGAUUCCAGCACCUGUUUCUUCUACAACAACAGCAGCCUCCACUGCUAUUCCAACUACAGCCACAAGGAUGACUGCAAGCACCGGCUCAACAACCACCACUGAAACUUCCUCCACAACGAGCGCCGGCUCAACAACCACAACCGGAGCCUCAACAACAAGCGCUGGCUCAUCAACCACAACUGGAGCCUCCUCGACAACAACUGCUGGCUCAACAACCACAACUGGAGCCUCCUCGACAACAACUGCUGGCUCAACAACCACAACUGGAGCCUCCUCGACAACAACUGCUGGCUCAACAACCACAACUGGAGCCUCCUCGACAACAACUGCUGGCUCAACAACCACAACUGGAGCCUCCUCGACAACAACUGCUGGCUCAACAACCACAACUGGAGCCUCCUCGACAACAACUGCUGGCUCAACAACCACAACUGGAGCCUCCUCGACAACAACUGCUGGCUCAACAACCACAACUGGAGCCUCCUCGACAACAACUGCUGGCUCAACAACCACAACUGGAGCCUCCUCGACAACAACUGCUGGCUCAACAACCACAACUGGAGCGUCCUCUACAACAACUGCUGGCUCAACAACCACCACUGGAGCCUCCUCUACUACAACUGCUGGCUCAACAACCACAACUGGAGCCUCCUCUACAACAACUGCUGGCUCAACAACCACCACUGGAGCCUCCUCUACUACAACUGCUGGCUCAACAACCACCACUGGAGUCUCCUCUACAACAACUGCUGGCUCAACGACCACAACUGGAGCCUCCUCUACAACAACUGCUGGCUCAACGACCACCACUGGAGCCUCCUCAACAACGGGCGCCAGCUCAACGACCACCAACUGAGCCUCCUCCACAAUGGGUGCCAGCUCAACGACCACCACUGUCCGACCCCCCCCCCUUUAAAAAUGACACAGGAUUGUUAAUGUGCAGCUGCAGAAUGGAAGACAAGUAAUGCCCUAAUGUGUGUAUUUAAAAAAUAAAU
Epinephelus lanceolatus (giant grouper) is the source of this 2222-nucleotide messenger RNA. RefSeq lists its product as uncharacterized. Lineage: Eukaryota; Metazoa; Chordata; Actinopteri; Perciformes; Serranidae. The record is from RefSeq and is a predicted model, not a curated record.